ACAAGGUCGAGGUCAUGUCAGAAAUUUAGAAGAAAAAAGUUACCAGGACAAAUAUUUGAUUCACGGAUUUAUUUCGGGAAUAUACUAAACCAAAUAUUUAAAACAAUGUAGAAGAAUCUACUGGCUUCAUUGUGGAAUAUGAAUAAUAGUAAAAGGAAUACCAAUAUUGAUAGAAAAGUAAAAAAAUAAAGUUGAUUUUUUCAAAAACAAAACUCUGAAAACAUCACAUGAUCUGUGUAUAAUCUGAUCUAGAUCUAGGCUAAUUAUUUCUUUUUGUGGGGGAGAUAUCAAAACGAUUAGCAUGUGGAAGCUAGUUGUAAUUCUGAUCAUAGCCGCUUCCACUAUGGUGGGAGGCGACAUAUUUGACGAUGCGGGUGAACUAGGCAUUGAUGAAGCAUAUCUAACAGUGAAUGUUACAAACAGUAAAGAUGACUUCAGGGUUCAUUGGCAGUCAGAUGUUUGUGAUAAGUGUUCUUUACUUCAUCUGAUGAAUGUUACGAUGAAGAAGAACCGCACAAAGAUUAUCAGCACACAAUUUCCUGUUACGCUACAAGUUGACGCAAUUAGUAAAGCAAAUAACAAAAUCUUGGCUUGCAACCUACAUGUGACGUUAGAUGAAGGGGGAAAAUAUACACUCUUUGUAUAUAACACCGAUGACACAGAAACUAACUUUACUUGUAAUUUUAUGACUGAUGGGGAUCCGCCACCUGAUAAUAGAAUACCAAUAUUCAUUGCUCUUGGCAUCCUCACUGGAAUGGCCCUGAUCUGGAUUCUACUCAAGUAUAUAUACAAUCACCAACAAAUCAGGAAAUACUUAGUGUGCUUUGAGACGGAGCACCUAAUAAACUCAGAUUUAGGGGAGCCCACCAGUGGUACAGUGAAUACAGAUGGAAAUUCCAAUAAGCAAAUCGCAUCACCACCUGCCAGACAGAGGCUACGAUCUUUAGAUGCUUUCAGGGGCUUAAGUUUAGUCCUCAUGAUAUUCGUCAACUAUAGAGGAGGCUAUUACUGGUAUUUCCGCCAUUCUCGUUGGAAUGGUCUCACCUUAGCUGACCUUGUGUUUCCAUGGUUUGUCUUCAUAAUGGGGUCUUCAAUGGCACUUUCGUUCAGGAGUCUCAAACGUCAUGCAGUUCCACGCAGGAAAAUAUUCCUAAAAGUUUUACGACGAACAAUCACUUUAUUUAUCAUAGGCGUGAUACUGAAUACAAGUAAACGUAGUGUCACCUCUCUUGGUUUAUUAAGGUUUACAUUUAUAAUCGGGACGUCAAUCGCUCUGUCAUUCCGGAGCCUGUUACGUCGAUCCACAUCACGCUACCAGCUAGCUGUCAAGGUCACAAAACGGACGCUUAUCCUGUUUGCGAUUGGUCUCUUUCUGAAUACUGGGGAUGAUGGGUCUCAGGAUAUGACAACUAUAAGGAUACCUGGGGUACUACAGCGUCUUGCAUUCUCAUAUUUUGGAGUUGCAAUAUUGGAAUGUUUCUUUGCCCAGGCUUCUGACCCACAUGAGUAUAUAUGGUGGGCCCCUGUACGUGAUGUACUAGAUUACUGGGCUGAAUGGCUUAUAAUGAUAGCAGUACUCGCAGUACAGCUUUGCCUCACAUUCCUGCUGCCACUAGAGGGUGACUGUCCAAAGGGCUACCUAGGACCAGGGGGACUACACGAAAAUAGUAGUUAUGUUAACUGCACAGGGGGCGCUGCAAGUCUCAUAGAUAGAUGGUUCUUUGGGGCCAACCAUAUAUAUCAGCACCCAACUUGUAAGGAGGUGUAUCAUACUCAUGUGGCCCACGACCCAGAGGGGAUCCUUGGUACAUUGACAUCAAUAUUCAUGUGUUUCUUGGGCCUUCAGAUGGGCAAGAUUCUGUUGACUUACUCCCAUUGGAAAGACAGGGUAGUGAGAUGGCUUAUAUGGUCAGUGCUUUGUGGUGCCAUAGCAGGGGGGCUUUGCGGAUUCACCCAGAAUAAUGGAGUUCUACCUGUCAACAAAAACCUCUGGUCUCUGUCCUUUGUCCUUGCAUUGGCGAGUAUGGCAUUUUUCCUUUUCACCUGCAUGUAUAUGCUCUGUGAUGUCCUACAAUGGUGGAGUGGAGCUCCUGUAUUUUACCCUGGUAUGAAUUCAAUCCUCGUCUACAUAUGUCAUGAAGUGUUCCAAUCAUUCUUUCCUGUUAGUUGGAAGGUUCCAAAUACUCACGCCUCACAGCUCGCGAUGAAUAUGUGGGGUGCUGCAUUCUGGGUAAUCGUUUCCGCUUAUCUUUACUACAAGAAAAUAUUCAUCGUCAUCUAGGGGGACGCCAUCAGUCAGAACAAGAAAAUAAAGAAACAAUGAUCAGAGAGGAUUCUGAUAGAGGAUAAUGUGAAGGAGGAAUAUAAUGACAGAGGAGUUCUGCAAUUGAGGGCUUGAAAUAAAUGAGAAAGGAUGGAGGAGGAUUAUCAUAACAACAUGAUAUAUAUGAAUAGGCAGUGUUUUUGUAAUCAGCAAAUGAUUCAUACAAUAAUAUAGGCUUAUAUGAUAAUAUAGCACUAUGAUAUCUAUUAUCUACCUCUGGGAUCGCUAACUACAAUUUUUACUUAAUUUUAUUAUAUCAUUAGGGGAAAUUAUUUCCUUGCAGUUUGACAAGUUCCAGAAUGUGGAAUAUUA
This is a messenger RNA of Owenia fusiformis, 2635 nucleotides long. Lineage: Eukaryota; Metazoa; Annelida; Polychaeta; Sabellida; Oweniidae. The record is from the annotation of a GenBank genome assembly.